This is a messenger RNA of Podarcis muralis (Common wall lizard), 4632 nucleotides long. RefSeq names its product protein NDNF-like. Gene Ontology annotation, molecular function: protein binding; heparin binding. Lineage: Eukaryota; Metazoa; Chordata; Lepidosauria; Squamata; Lacertidae. The record is from RefSeq and is a predicted model, not a curated record.
ACAAAAGGGUUAAAUGAGCACACACACACCUCCCACACAGACACGCUUUUGCAUUUCUGUCAAAGACCCACUCUCUAAGCAGCCACCCGUGGGGCAUGGCGCUCCUUUCUAGCUGAGCUGCCUGCCUGCCACUUUCCACAAGGAAGAAGAAGAAGAAAUUUGCUCUCAAAAUACAAAGUUGUAAUAUAUUUGAACAAGAGGUAUAAGGGGACUGUUUGGUUUUGCAGAGGCUUAAAGAAAAACAAAAGAACUUUUCUCUCUUCGCCUAUAAAACUAAAAGCUUUUAUUUAUUUUUUUAAUCCUUCUGCUUGAAACAUAUGGAAAAGUCAGUUCGGUCCUAUAAAAACAGGUUUCCCAGUUGUGUUUUUCAUCUGCCAGCGAAGAUCUCAAAAAGUCUGGGUCAGAGUGUUUCAUCUGGAUUUCUGCACAGAGAGAAAGUUGCCAGGAUAGCAUCUGUCUAAAGUGCUCACGAUGUCUGGGUCCCAGGCUUGCCUGCCCCCAGUGCUCCUCUUGGCCAUGUACUUCUGCCAUUCAACAGAGGUAGCGCACAGCAUACAGCAAAGCUUCAAGAGUGAGCUCCUCAACUUUUAUCAUACAUUCAUCCUCGCAGAUGGCAAGGAAACCACAGUGCACCUCUUGGAAGAUAUACCCAAAAGGUACUAUUUCGUUUUAGAGAAAGGCAGGACCUCUGCACCGUUCACUGUGAGAGUGACUCCGUGCGAUGUCCCCAUUGAGUGGAGCAUCCGGGUCCAUAAGACUUCAGCAAACUACCUUGGGAAAGCAGCACGUGAUGAUUUGGACGUUCAGGAAGCCUUAAAGUUUCCAAAGACCAUGAAGACCGUGUCUACUCUCUUCAGCUACAGAGGCAAUUCUGUGGAGACAUACAUGGGGAUAUCUUACUAUUCCGCUGUCUACGUGCUGGAAUUCCUGUCCAUUGAAAGAGACACCCAAAUCACGGUGUAUCUAACGACAGACACAACUUCUGAGCACCUGUAUCCAGAACUCCCAACGGAUCCACGCAUAGAUGUCGUCGGCAUUGGCCACACCACAGUAACCCUGGCUUGGAAGCAGAGUUCAACAGCCCUGCAGCACAAAGAAAAUGUCCAGUAUUGUCUUCUGGUAAAUGAAAGGCAUAACUACAAGAGUUUAUGCGCAGCAGAAACAGCCCUAAGACCUUCUGGAGUAACGUCGCAGCAAGCAUUAGCGCUCUCACUGUCUCCGUAUGUCCUGGACCCUCAGCAAGUGAUGAUCACGCCCAAUGGCGAACUGAGCCUUGUUAGCAAAGCUGGCAAUGGGGAGGUGAGGCAGAUAUGUGUUGGCACCAAGAAGACCUACACAGUCACCAACCUGAGACCCAGCACUCAGUAUUACUUUGAUGUGUUUGUGGUCAACUUCCUCACCAACGCCAGCGCUGCCUACACUGGAACCUUUGCCCGAACCCUCGAGGAACCGGAGCCCAAAGUCACCAUCCUAAAGGAUGGGAAGGUGAUUCAACUCGCCCUGGAUGGGAGGAAGCAAGCUCUCCAUGAUCUGCAGUACCAGGCUGUGCAAAAGCAGGUUCAGUUUGCCUUUCAGUCUUGCAGUGGCCAAAUACGGGUCGAGAUAGCCAGAGGUGGGAAAGUGCUCAUGUCAGAGAGCUUUGCCGGCUUGAGGCACUUCAUGCUGAAGGGAAGGCCGGGAGACCUUUACCUGGUGCACUUGGGUUCCACAGAACCUUCAAACGCAUCUGUGAAGGUACAGGUGUCCUCUCUCUUCCACAGGCCUUUCUUCCCAGUUUUGCCAGAGAGUUUGAAAAUCAAGUCAUUCAGCAAGCUGAGGACUUGCAAUUCGGUCACCAUCGCCUGGCUGGGCACACAGCAGAUGAGCAAGUACUGCGUCUACAAGAAACAGAUCGAGGAGGACCAGGUGUGGAUGGAAACCAGGAACGCCGACAGGUGCUCAGGGCCAGAGUCAAGGCAAAAAGGUGACAAAGUGCUAUGCAAAUACUUCCAUGAUCUCAAUCUCCGGCGAGCCGUGACGACCGAAACCAUCAGCGGGCUUGAAGCAGGCACAGUCUACUUAUUCGAUGUUUACCUCAUUGGGCCUUCUGGGAUUCCUGUCAGAUAUUACAGUAAAGUGGUAAAGACGCGGAAGAAAUGUUGAAGUUCUCCUUCAAAGAUGGGUUCCUGAGGAAUGACAAAGUUGGAGGAAUUCCAUGCACGGGCAGCAUUUGUGACCCACGCCACUCAAAACGUGCUCGGAGUGGGACAGAAAACAGUGUUUUACGUUGCAAGAUUUGAGAGGUGGAAUCUCUGUGUAGAAAAGUAGACUUGCUCCCAGGACCUUUCCCCCUGCAAUUCUAUCUCGCUCUUAUCUGCAAUUUCAUUGAAAGGGCUUAAAACAGAAGGGUGGUAUCCAACUAACUUUUACUCAGAGCAGACCCACUGAAAUUAGCAUGUCUAACUCGGCCGUGUUCAUUCUGUCAUGCUCUGGAACACAGGAAGCUUCCUUAUCCCAAGUCAGACCACUGUCCUAUCAAGCUCAGUACUGUCUACACUGAUUGGUGGCAGUUUUCUAGGGUUUCAGACAGCCCUAUCUGGAGAAGCCUGGGACCUUCUGCAUGCAAAGCAGAUGCUCUAAUAUUGAGCUACAGUCCAGACUACAGAGGCUGCUUCCUCAUGGCUAAAUUCCAUGCAGUAGCAGUGCAAUAGAUAGGCCCGCUAUCUGGCUGUUCUCCCAGAGAGGGGCACAGAAAGGGUAAAUCUCAGUAGAACACCAUCCAAAGCAUUUAUCUUCGAAACCUACAAAAUCCAAAACUGGCGUGAUGGAGAGGAUAAUUUUAAUGGACCUAAAGCAAACAUACUUUGUAAGAUAUCUCUCCAAUGAGAAUUCAGUUCCCGGAAUCCACUCCCUCUGCCUUUGGCAAAGUGCAGGUAACCUCAGCAGAGUCUGAGAGGAAUAUUGCAGUGCAGACUGAAAAAGUGACCCACAAGAACUUCGCCUCGCUGUCUGACAGUUGGGUAUUCAGUGGGGAUGAACGGUUACUCCUUUUUCCACUGUAGUAGUUUCUAAUUUAGCCCAUACAUAGAGCUUGGGAGAGCUAAAGGAAAGAAGGAUGGUUUAAAUUCAGCCAAUUCCGUUACUACUCCAUCUUGCAGGGACAAACCGUGGGGGUUUCUGUACCCCAUAGCUCCCAUGUUGUGAGGCACCCACACCCACACCCCAAUGUGGGUCUCAUAAUGCAUUGGCUGUCCAGUGAUUUGCAAGGCUGAAUAUACCUAGAAUCAUGUGCCAACAGCCCUAUUCAGACAUUGCUCCUUCAGAAGUUUCCCAUUCCGUGGGUGAGGAGACAUUAAGGAGAGAUUAAUGUCAGCCGUGGGAAGCCAGCUCUUCUCAUGGAGUCUCGCUGUGUAAUGAAGAACUCUACUUGCACAGGGUUCUGAAUGGAGUAGGGCUGGCUCCCUGCUGCAGAUAUUUCACCUCAAAGCAUGGAGACUCUAGGGGCCAGACCAUCAGGAAUGUGUUGGGGAGGGUGGAGCCAGCAAGCACCCACUUGCUUACCACUUUUUUGCAAUGAGAAAUGUGUGAGCAAGAGAACCUAGGCCUAAAGAAACAAAGGUCUAAAGAAUAGUGGUGACAGAUAAACAAAGGAAUAGGCAAACAGAUCUAUAAACUUUCCCAAAAGGGUUUAUAGAAGAUCCCCAUAGCAUAAUACUUCCCAGUUAGAGAAAAUGCCAUUUCCUUAGCCGAACCAGCGAUUGAUCUGCUAACCAUGUCACUUUUUGGAUUUGAGAUAUUUGAAUUAAAAGAAUUCAAAUUCAGGGCUGGCAAUGGGAAAUAAUUUGAUGGGUCCGGAUGUUUUCUGGAGUUGAGAUCUGGAGUACCAAGAUGGGUUAGAGACAUUAUUAACCCGGAUCAGUGACACACAGCAUGUUUAUGCAUUACCGACUUAAAUCACCGCUAGGGCAUUCUUGUUCUCAACUUAUUUUGAAGCACGUUUGACUAUUUCAUAAGAAACAACAGGAUAGAUAUGGAUUGUGGCUGAUGUUGUGUGUAUACCGCUUCUCAAACCAGUGGUGGGAGCAGUCCUGGCAGUCCCAUUGCCUGCAGAUAUCGGAAUCCAGCAUCUAAACUUGUGUUUUCCAGAUUUGGGUAGCAUUUCUCUGCAUUACACUAACUGAUGAGGCAGAUUAGCUUUCUGCCGACACGUCCUUCCAAAACACACACCAAAGUAGAAAUAAAUUGGGAGAGAGGGUAGAGUUCACUCUUUCCUUAAACAAUUGCUGGUGCUUUCUGAGGGAGGUCUUGGCAGGUAUCACAGUAUGAGAACUCUAUUUCUAUUACAGUUAAGACCUAAAAGCCACAAACCUUUGUUCUCUAAGUCUUCUGAUCUCAUACACUCUGAGCCUCAUAAACAGCAGGUUAGGGAACUGGUCCAAUCUCAACUGUCUCCAUUUUGAAAGUUCAUCACCUCCUGCCCCAGCCCAAACACUCACCUGUAUAGAAUUCCUGGUGAUCUUUACCUACCCGGCUAGUGCUUAAAUGCAAGGCUAGGCUAGCAUGCUUAUAUCUACAUUUUAAACCUUGUUUUUAUUUAAAAGAAAAUAUCAACCUACAUUUGAUUUAAAAAUAAAAACAGAAACCUGGUUUUUA